AUGACCUGCUCCUCUACGAGUGGGGGAAGUUUGGGCGGCCGGCAACUCCUCCGUUUUCUGACUCCGGCCCUGUUGCUUUCCAUGGGGAACAUCUGGAUAGUCACCGACCUUCACGCAUCCUCCGCGGUCACGAAUUCCACUGCUCACCAAGUCGAGGAAUAUCUCUGGCUACCAUCGUUGAUACCAGAGCCGCUAGCACAACCAACCGACGCAACCCACCACUUUCCUCGGGAACCCAGACCACGGCCUCCCCUCGAAUCCAUCGUCCAAGGCUGGAAUGUUUCCGGCGACGCUUCCUGGUUGCUGAACGUCGCUGUCAUUGGAUUUCCCAAAUGCGGCACCAGUACGCUCAUGCAGCAUCUCGAAUCUCAUCCGGAGGUGCAAAUGUUUACCAAGGAACGGUGUGAAUUAAGCGGCCGGCAAGAAGCCACCUUGAUCAGGGAUCUAUACCGACAAAUGCCUGCCGGAGAUUUCGUGCGCGGAAUCAAAUGCCCCUUGGAUAUCGACAGUACUACCAUGUUUCUGCCAGCCUACCAGAAAUACUUUCCCAAGGCUCACUUCAUUGUGGGUGUCCGACAUCCCGUGCUGUGGUUCGAGUCAUUUUAUAAUUUCCGUGUACACAACGGGUUCCCCAUGCCCCCGGCCAACAAAUGCAUCGGGGCAUGCUCCAAAGGCGUCUUCAACGCGUGUACGGAUAGAUCCAACUUUCAUUUCUUUCUGGGAAAUUUAGGUAAGACAAACACAAGCGAUCCGGAAGAGAUCAAACUAAUCCCACCGCGGUGGCGCCGGAAACGUACGGUUGUGGACCUUCCCCAAAAAGUCUUUCUGUACGAACUGUCGCAACUGAGUGAUACAAAUGAAACACGAGAAGAAUGGUUUCUGCGCGAUCUCCAAAACUUUUUGCACUUGCGACAGGCCAUACCGCCCAUGAUUUGGAUUCGACCGGGUAAGAAUCUGACGACCGACUUGAAAGAACAGCGAGAUGCCAGGAAAAUUGAUAUUUGCGACACGGGACACAAUGUGCUCAGACACAGACUAAUGGAGAAUAGCCUCGCCGCUUCGGAAUGGAUAGAACGAUAUUUUAUGAAAGCCAAAGAUGUUGUCGUUUCAAACACCAACCAUUUUCAUGAGCUGAUGGAAAGAUGGAAGGCGGACCCUUGCGUUGAACGCCGAGCGAAUAGAAUUGGAAGCGAGUGAAUUCCGUGCAGACGUUGGUUAUGAUUCAGAUACCCACGUUGCCUGCCCUGGAACGCGGGAAAUAAGCUCCUCUUUGGAUUCAUCAAUGAAAGGUAAAACAAGGUGCUGUAGCUUGGACUGUUGCACUGCUAUCGACUUGAGAUCAUGCUGAUCUUCGGUCUAUACGUCC
Messenger RNA from Phaeodactylum tricornutum CCAP 1055/1, 1366 nucleotides. RefSeq lists its product with no specific name. The record is from RefSeq and is a predicted model, not a curated record. Lineage: Eukaryota; Bacillariophyta; Bacillariophyceae; Surirellales; Neidiaceae. Bases 1 to 1197 code for a protein of 398 amino acids. The transcript has 3 exons.